Scylla paramamosain (green mud crab) is the source of this 420-nucleotide messenger RNA. Its product is annotated as general transcription factor II-I repeat domain-containing protein 2A-like. Bases 1 to 420 code for a protein of 139 amino acids. The record is from RefSeq and is a predicted model, not a curated record. The transcript is spliced from 3 exons. Lineage: Eukaryota; Metazoa; Arthropoda; Malacostraca; Decapoda; Portunidae.
AUGAAUAUUCAAGAACAGCUGUUAACAGCCAGUGGUAGUUUUCAGUGGUUUUCUAUUGCUUUAAAUGAGAGUACUGACAUUCAGGAUACUGCUCAGGUACUUAUGUACAUCAGAGGAAUUGAUGAAAACUUUGAAAUUACAGAGGAGUUGUUUGCUAUGGAUUCUCUCAAAGACACUGUUACUGGAAAAGAUUUUGGUGCGUAUAGUGAACUCAGUAAGAGCCCGGGGACUGAAACACAGGCAAUCCGAAUCUUGGAAGACAUCGAGGCAGAUUUUACUGAUGUGGUGUACCACACAAAUGUCCGCUGGUUAAGCAUGGGAAAAGUGCUCAAGAGGACUUUCUCCAUUAUGAAAGUUUACAAGUCAAUGAACAGAUCACUUCUCAAUAUUGAGGAUCAGCACAAGCAACUUGACGCCUAA